CGCGCUAUUUCCAUUGAAGAACUUGUCAAUUGGAGCUCUUUAGAUGUGUGUUUGUGAGCGGACUGUUCUUCUUAUAAACGUUAUCCUAUGCAUUAAGGAUCGCCAUUCCCUAGCAUCAAAGAUCCGCGCUGGUUCUUCAAUAACGCACGAUCGUGAGUUGUCCAUUAACGGACCAGCUAGCCGAAGGUGACAUUGGGGAAGAAGAAAUCACAGUUAGUCAGGCGCAUUGGAAUAGGACCUUCCAAUUAAUAAACAUUGCGGAGCAGUUUAACCAAUGCCUUGAAAUAGCGCGUCUCGAUUAGCAAAUAUAAUAGCUGUUUUAGCUGUUCUGGAAUCAUGACGACAAUGCCAUCGUAAAAAUAGCGAUAAUGGAAGAAAAAUUAGGAAUGUUUUAAUAAAAAACAGCACUUCUAAAGGAGGGAAUGAGAUUUUAUUGUCUGUGAUUUUAUCAUGGGACAGAGAUAGUAUAGACUUCGCCAGCUUACUGGCUUAUAAAACAAACGGCGUUUAUAAUAAGGGGGUGAAAACGGUGAAUUAACGGAGGAAUCAAACGUUACGAGUCAACGGAAACGUGACGUAUUGACAAAAUGACGUUCAUCGACGGAACAACGAGUCGAAUCAAGGCGUGUAAGGAGUAUAUUAUCAGUUGUAGGGGGUCGAGACGAUUGAUUCUGUUCAUCGUAUUUAUUGCGAUUUUCCUGGAUAAUAUGCUUCUAACAACUGUCGUGCCUAUAAUACCAAACUUCAUUCUAAAACUGGAGGAAGCUUCAAAAGUACCGAGCAAUAACACAGAGGAACCAUAUAAUACUAUAUGUGUUAACAGGACAAACUUUGAUGAUGCGUUCACUAAAAGCCAAAUUAAAACUAUGGAACCGUUUGGCAAUGACGUUGCAUGGAACGGAAGUGAUUAUGAACCCCUUUCACCUUAUGAGUGUACAAAGGUUAAGAACUUGACAGCAGAAGCCAUUUUGAAGAAGAGAAAGAAGGAGGCCGACUAUGAAGAAUAUGGCGAUGCAAAUGUGAAAGCAGGAUUAAUGUUUGGUUCCAAAGCAUUGGUUCAAAUGUUGUUCAAUCCAUUUGUGGGGCCAAUAACCAACAGGAUAGGGUACACCAUUCCGAUGUUUACUGGAUUCUUCAUUAUGAUGACAUCUACAGUAAUAUUUGCCUUCGGUGAGACAUACGCCGUGUUGUUUGUAGCUCGGGCUUUCCAGGGAAUAGGAUCAGCAUGCUCCAGUGUUGCAGGAAUGGGCAUGCUAGCAGUGCGAUAUCCCGAUGAUGACGAGAGAGGCCGCGCCAUGGGUAUUGCCUUGGGUGGGCUUGCUCUCGGCGUUCUUAUCGGUCCACCGUUUGGAGGUAUAAUGUACCAGUUCGCCGGGAAGGAAGCGCCGUUUCUUAUUCUAGCCUUCUUAGCGCUGUUAGACGGAGCGCUGCAGUUGUUCGUCUUACAGCCAGCCGUCCAACCCGAGUCCCAGGAAGGCACCUCGUACAUCACUCUCCUGAAGGACCCAUAUAUUGUCAUAGCGGCAGGUUCUAUAACUUUCGCUAACAUGGGUAUUGCCAUGAUCGAGCCGUCGCUGCCUAUCUGGAUGAAGAAAGUCAUGGGUGCGGAGGAGUGGAGCGAAGGUCUGGCGUUCUUGCCAGCGAGUAUAUCUUACUGUCUGGGGACGAACAUUUUCGGCCCCGUCGCUUCCAAGAUCGGCAGAUGGCUGUCUACCAUGCUUGGCAUGAUUUUCAUUGCUAUAUGCCUCUUUGUGAUUCCAUUUUGUAGAACUAAUGCUUUAUUAAUUGCGCCCAUGUUUGGGCUAGGAUUUUCAAUUGGUAUGGUUGACUCUUCUAUGAUGCCACACAUGGGAUAUCUGGUCGAUCUGCGACAUGUUUCGGUGUAUGGCAACGUGUAUGCCAUAGCAGAUGUCGCGUUUGCGCUAGGAUUUGCAGUUGGACCUAUGUUGAGUGGAACUAUUGUAAAGGCCAUAGGAUUUAGCUGGAUGCUGUGGAUAACAGCGAUUGCGUGUCUGACAUAUGCACCUCUGGUCGUCUUUCUACGCAACCCUCCAGGAAAGGAGGAGAAAAUGUCGCUUAUCAUGAACGACCAGUGCCCAGUGCAGUACGUGACAUAUAAUCAGACAACGGCUAGUAACGCAGCCUCCGACGAAGACGAUGGCUACUUUCAAUGAACACACUAUUCCCAUGAUAGUUUGAUUAAUAGCCGAGCCUCAUAGACGUGUUUGUGACUUUGCAUAGAUGUCUUUAGACGACGACGGUGGCUUCUGUGCUCUUCAGCCACGUCCCUCUACGUGUUAAUCAAUAAAGAUGUCCAAGCCUUCUGCCUCUUCCCUUCCUUCCCUAAUAUGAAUUAUUUUUUUGAUAAAAUUGAUGACAAUGGUCGCAUGAUCAAAGACUGUCAAGAGUGCUAAUUAUAAUUAACGUAAUCACAUGUCAUUUCUUGUUUCAGGGUAAUAUGUAGCCUUAAUUUAUGACGUUGACGUCUAUUCGCCCUUCUAAUCAAGCGUCUACCGUUUUAUCGAAAACAAAAAAUAGUAUCUCCUUACUCCAUAUGAUUGCUACAUUUUGUGCGCCAUUUCUUGCUUUCCGUCAUAGAAUAUUGGUUAAGUGUCGUUGUUCGCCAUUGGUUGAUGGGCGAAUAAAAUUAAGGACUAAAAUAACAUUCGGUGAUAUUAAAAAACUGUUUUUAAAAUGUGUUAAUGGAUCAGUUUGCAAUUUACGUUCCAGCUCUACGAUUAUUCGAUAAAUGACUAACUUUUCCAUGUUUAAAAAUGUACCUACAUAUUUGUAGUCAUAUAGUUUGUACAUAUAAACUGUUCAUAUAAAGACAAAGAUCCAGAUGACUGUCCACGAGACUAUGGGACAACCUAAACAUUGAGAAUACCCAUCGGAACACCUAGUAGGCCAUUUUCCAUCGAAAGAAAUCUCGGAUGUAUAUGAAUGGUUUACAAAUUCAGAACUCUUUACAUUAUACUACGCUGAAAUCAUUCGGAGCUCCUCGGCCGUUUUAUCGAAAACAACCUCGGAUGUAUCUGGACGGUUUACAUACUCAAAAAGUGGUACGUUUAAGUCCGCUGCAAGUAGAUCGCGUAGUUAUUCUAUUUAGCAGUUAAACUUUGUGGCAUUACUCUUGGGAUUCUUAAAUAUGUUUGCAAUAAUACAAUUCAAUGGCAAACAAUUUAAACUUAGAUCAAUAAAUACAACUCUAAAACACUAUAUUUAAUUAAUGAUAUAAUUCAAAAAUUUACGAACUACUUCAACUGAUGUACCUGCAUACAUCCGAGGUUGUUUUUGAAAAAAAUGGCCGAGGAGUUCCGAAUGCGCUGAAAUCUUAUCGCGUAGUAAUUUGAAUUUAGCAGUUAAGCCUAAGGAGUUUACUCAUAGGAAUCUUAUUUGUGAGUGCAAUAUUACACUUCAAUCGGAUUCAAUAUGAACUUGGCAAUUCAAAUCACACGUCAAAACGCUCUAAUUAAGUAAAGGUAUUAUUGUUUUAAUUUUACAAACUACUUCUACUGAUGUAUUGCCAAUCAUCCGAGAUUUUUUCGAUGGAAAUACCGUGGAGGUCCGAUUGUGAAAGUACUACACUUGUAUAUGAAGUAAUUCAGUUUGAUAUUAAUGUAAUUGAAACGUUUGCUUGCAAAUUCAAAAAGAUAUUCAAAAGUCCUUUUCGAAAAAACAACAUUCAUUACUACAAAGUGAUACUGACCCCCAAUUGCUCGAAGUCUUAAUGUCAUUUAUAACAGGAUUAAGCUAUAAGCUCACGAAUUUUUGUUUGGAGUAAAGUUUGUUUAAUAUUGACAUCCUUAACAAUAUUUCGAACUACGAACUUAUCUUAGUGAAACUCACGAUACACUUACUUCAAUUUGAAACAAGUUUAACUAAGAAAUUUGGCAUAAUUCAAUAAUCUACUUUUUGUUUGUUACGCUCAAGUAUUUUCGAGAAAUUGGGGACAGAUUCGAAAAAGUGGUUGUACGAUAUGAGUGUUGAUAACAGGUCCCCGUGAGUGGAGUGCAAUUUCUGUAUAUCCUGUUAUAAACAUUGACAACAUAU
Molecule: messenger RNA, 4053 nt
Organism: Mya arenaria
Lineage: Eukaryota; Metazoa; Mollusca; Bivalvia; Myida; Myidae
Product: synaptic vesicular amine transporter-like
Exons: 15
Coding region: 588-2174 (528 amino acids)
Biological process (GO): aminergic neurotransmitter loading into synaptic vesicle; xenobiotic transport; transmembrane transport
Cellular component (GO): terminal bouton; synaptic vesicle membrane
Molecular function (GO): xenobiotic transmembrane transporter activity; serotonin:sodium:chloride symporter activity
Source: RefSeq, a predicted model, not a curated record